Schistosoma curassoni is the source of this 828-nucleotide messenger RNA. Lineage: Eukaryota; Metazoa; Platyhelminthes; Trematoda; Strigeidida; Schistosomatidae. The record is from the annotation of a GenBank genome assembly.
AUGUCUGAGGACGAUCAAAAUUCUAAGGAGAUUGUAACAUCAUAUGAUGAAAUAUUGGAGAUCACAGGAUUGUUAGCUAUGCGUGAUAAUUCAAUGUCAUGUGUCACUGAAAAGAAAGAAACUCCUAGUUCAACGGAUAAUGUCAAUAAUGGUGAUGUUAGUAAUGAUGAUAUUGUAUUACCAAUACAAAGUUGUACACAAUUACCACUUAGUCCUAGUCUGGUAUCCUUAAUUGAAGAUGGUGGUCCUAAUUGUCGAACAAUUUCAAUUGCUAAAACCAAAAAUAAUAACGUCGGCUUUACAUUUACAGAAAUAAAACAGGGAUUAUUUGUUUCUCAUGUAGACGAAAGAUCUUCUGCAAAGUUGAAUAAAGUACGUUUUGGUGAUAAGAUUCAAUGCAUAAAUGAUACAGAAGUUACAUCUUAUACUCAAGCUAAACAACUUAUUGAAGAAACACAUCCAACUGUAAAUUUUUCUUUUAUCGACUGCCCUUAUAGAGAAGUUAAAACAAUUUAUAAAAUUCAUGGAAAAUGUGGUCUUUUCAUCAAUGAUGGUAUGAUUUUAGAUCGUACAAAAUAUUUCAGUGCAAAAAGUGAUAAAAUUCCAUUGAAUUAUUAUAUUACUGAAAUUGAUGGUCAUAGUACUGUUCGUCUAUUAGAUGAAAAAAUAGUUUUAUUAGUUGAACGUGCUAAUUCACCAUUCUCUCUUCAUAUUGUACCUCAAUGGUUUUAUGAAUAUCUUGUUUUUGGAUUAGAUCCAUCAGGAAAUGAACUCAAAAAAGAAUAUUUACUGUUAUUAUUAUUAUUGAGAUGUUAUUGUAAAUCAUGA